Trichoplusia ni (cabbage looper) is the source of this 7567-nucleotide messenger RNA. Its product is annotated as peritrophin-48-like. Gene Ontology annotation, molecular function: chitin binding. The transcript has 3 exons. The record is from RefSeq and is a predicted model, not a curated record. The coding region runs from base 5436 to 7136 and encodes 566 amino acids. Gene Ontology annotation, cellular component: extracellular region. Lineage: Eukaryota; Metazoa; Arthropoda; Insecta; Lepidoptera; Noctuidae.
AUGCCUUUAAUGGCUGCCCAAGUUCCGGCUAGUAAUAAGCUUCUAAUUACUUUAAAAGCAAAAUAUACUUACAAUCAUUAUAUACCUAUAAGUACGGCUUCGGAAAACGAAGCAAAUAAAAUAUUUUUAGAAUAAGAUAUCCGGUUAGUUUGCUCGACGGAAGCUUGAGUCAUUUUAAUUAUUGCGUUUAUGUAAACAUACUUAAUUCACUAUUAUGUAUGGUACAUGUAAGAUCAAUGCGGAUUAUCUCUAUUUGUGCAGUCCUCAAUCACUCGGUGAUUCACUACUAAGGCAUCUCUGUAACCUCUCGCGUGUGAUUUACCUAAACCCCGUCGUUAAUAACCGCACGUGAUGCACUUGAGUAAACAAAAACAAGAUGUGAAUUAUAGAUGAAUACGAGAGUAUACGCGUUUACUAGGAAAGGGAAGAAACCGCAGAUAUGGAUGGAAUGUGCGGAAGAUGAAAACAGAAAUAGAGAGAGAAUAAAUGUUUGGUUAGUUGAGGAAUGGACUUGAACGAUUCCGAAACUCUCGCGAUAGACAGGUUAAAUUGCAAAGAACGAAAGCCGUUAAAAAGAAUCAUAGGAAGACCUAGGUAGGAUGAAGAUGAAACAUUACCCUCUUACGUUUGUAGUGUAGGUACUAGCAUACUACGGAAUUUAAACGUAACGUUUUUUGAAAGAAGAAUGUCUAAUUACCGUUACCGGUAUUUCGAGGAUGUUUCUUAAAAUAACUCUGGGAAAACCAUGAAACGUGAUACUCACUAGUUUUACAUACUGAACGAAAUAAUAUCGUAAUUUAAAGCAAAUAUUACUAGUUGUACCACUAAUAUAUUAGCUAUCUUUAUUUGCAUGUCGGUCGCAUUAUCGUAACUUAAAUUUGACCUCCGGAUCUAAAUAAAAUAUUUUCGUUACAGCUACUGAAAGGAAUUUAUCAAUUAGUCCACGUCUGAAUACAUUUAAAUAUUUUAUAAAAAUAAUAUUUUUCAUUUAAUCUUAAUGUUAUGUAAAUGUUUCUACAGUAAGUUAAAGAAAUUGCGGCAAAAAUCUGUCAAUAAAACACAAAAACACUUCCUACCAUUUACUUACUUGCGGAAUGGUGUACAUCCUUAUGAACAGGAUCAAUAGAUAAAUGCCAUGAUAUUUAAACGACCUUCAGAGCUUUUACUAAACAAUCUAACCCGGAUAAGUGUUUCAGUGUUUUGUUCAAAAAGCGCGAUACGAUCCAUUAGGGAACCAUUAAUUAUACGACAAGAAUCCGGACAAAAACAUGAGAUCCGAGAUAAUUGGAACAUCUUAACUUUAUAAUUAUAUUAAUUAUACCUUCUAAAACAUAAAAGCACGCAUCACCAUACUCGGCACGAUUUUAUUAUUUAGUAUAAGAGGGACCUAGGUAGUAGGUAUUUAUUGUAGGUUUUAAUGCACAAUUUCACUGCCAUAACAUUCUACUUUAUACUUCCCCAGCAUUGAACUAUUUCAAAACGAAACCCCUAUUGUGAGUCAUAUCCGUCAUUUGAAACAACAGGCUUGACUACUUCAGAUAACUAUAUAGAUCUGUAUGGAACAAAGGUCCGUAAAUCAGGCACAGUGUCCAAGUAAGUCCUUUGAAGAAAUUUGCCUAAUUUUAUUGCUUCAAAUAACUCGAAUUAACAUCCGCAUGACAGUCUAACACACCUUAACUCGUCGUUUCGCGUAACAUAUUAGAGAAGUAUUUUAGGAACAUAAAAUUAUACAUUAAAACGACAGGAAUUCUUUAAUUUAAAUAAUUAUACAUAGCUUGGUAAUAUUUUUACUACAAAUUCGGCGACCAGAGGCACUGUGGGUCGGAUAAUCAGUUGAGGGCAAUACACUGAAAUAACAGACAACGGUUGAGCUUUUUUAGUAAGUGUAAUUUUCCCGGACAUGGAAUACCCAUCUAAACGUCUGUUAUUACAAACGUAAUUAAUGUUGACUUUACACUCUGUGGUCAGUUAUAAUUAAGGAGCUUUUGACCGAGAGAUUACUGAACAAUUUUGUUAAACUUUGAUCUCAUCCAAAAAUCGCACGAAGUAAAAUGAAUUUGGACGGAGGAAAAACCUUCUUGAAUGCGUUACGCGUUAGAUAAUUAAAUAUAAAAAUAUUUUUUACUUUUUCAUUCAUUUUUAAUGCGAUUAAAUCAAUAACAGUUUUGCGUGCCGCACGUGUUUCUCUCAUCUCGUGAAUAGAUAGCGUGGGAAAUUUAUUAACCAUGGAUGACAUUAAUAUGAGCUAAAAACAUUUCUUAAUUGAAUUCUCACAAAUUUAUUAGUAAAUACCGAAUUGACUUUAAAGUUCUUCACGUUCUAAAAAUAAAAAAUAAAUCUAAUAGUGGUCUGAGUUUUUAGUUCUGCACCUAAUCCCGAGUAAACUUUGUGUAUAGCGCCGUUAUUCUAACAAUUUUCUUGCGCGUAAUACGUACAUAGUUGCUUCAUUAAUUUUAUUGCUAUAGGUAGUAGGUAGACUAGGUAGGUAGGUACUUAUCUAAGGAAAAUGAUUGAUUAGGAAGGUGUCUACUGGCAGUAAAGUAUGCAUCGUUUUCGUAUUAAUAUGGAUCAGAUACCCACUUAAUAUAUGACCUGCGCGUGUUCUUUUACAUACACGUGUUGUAGUCGCAUAUUGUGUCAGUAUGAUUAAUUAUUAUGAUUGACUGGCCCAACGUUUGAGGAAAGAAGAAAAAGGAGAGACCAGAAAGUUCAUUUCUGGAUCGAAAAAAUCUCUAAAAAAUUUCUAAACCAAGGACUAGAUAUAUUUAAUUUGCAACCUAACUGUUGCGGUUUUGCCCGAAAACAAAAUUAAAUAUUUCCACAACCAUUAUGACAUUGGAUAUUUUUACAUGAAGGACUCCAUGCUCUUCUAUGGAAGGACUACAUUCUUCUAUGAGAGACCAUCGAUUCUUCUUUGUCGGGUAUAUCAAUGCAUGUACUCUUAUGGCAAAUACUUUUACUAAGAAGAUCUACCACCACGUCUUAAUGAAUCUAAUAUUAUUUUGGUUGCAGAAGCGUGUCACGCACAUGAUGUAGAGCCACAUGUCUCUUCCACAUUUGCAAUAAUAUUACUUAAUAGACGUUGCGGUAGGCCCCCGAACAACUGGUGCCAUUAAUUAUUACUGUAAGUGACAUUAUCUAUCGACAGUGUAAUUACCUACUCACGUAUCGGCUACUUACCCUAACGACAUGCCAAGGUGAAGUAUCGAUCGCUAAAAUCAUAACGGGCAGUAGAAAGAUAAGAUACAGGAAACACAAGAAGGAUAUUGUCAAGUAACGCUACCAAUCACGAUCGCAAAUAACGUUGCCGGUCAAACGCCAAACGACGUUCGUGUAUACGGAACUAAGUCCGAGGCUAAGUUUAUUGUAAUUGAGGUUGGAUCCGAGAUAAUGAUCGAAAGGCAAUCGAUUACAUUAAGGGCAGAACACACAGAUAUUAAAUGUUCUUAUUUUAAUUAGAAACUGCGAGCUGUUUGUUUCGGUUUGAAUGCCAAUUAGAGGUAUCUGUAUGGUAAAACACACGAUAACUCGCGCCACCGCAGACGCGAUCCGGUGAGUGAAGGGUAGCUCACCUCCGAUCAGGAUCAGGCUCGUGCUGUCAGAUGGGUUCGUGUUCCAUGUGAGUCCCGGUACUCAAAGAACAAAACAAGGAACUAGUCUUUUUAAUUAGCCAGUAAUAGUCUGUCAUGCUCAACCAUACAACAUAUGGUUACUGAAAAGAAAAUCUAAAGGACCUGAAAAAAAAUAGGAAAAUUUAAGAAAAAUCGUUAUAUUUUCUAACCAAACGAGUGUAUUAGAAACGUAAAUAUGAGUAUUUCAAGAACAAAAAUAUGGAAGAAUGUCUACGUCCUUUUAAGUAUGCUUCUUCUUUCUCAUGCGCAUAGAGGUUUUGGCCUUACAGAGACAUAAUAGACGGGUAGUGUGUCAUACCUUAAAAACAAUAUUAGGUAGGCGGUAUACGGAAUCUCUGUGAAAGUUAAAAUCUACAAAUAUUAUCUAGAUUAUCUAUUAUCAAUUAUCUAUUAUCUAUUAUCACAAUAUUAUCUAUUAUCUAUCUAGCAAAUCCGGUAGGGAGUAUCUUAUAAAGAUCGGAACUUCGCUUAUUUGUUUGUUUUAAGAUACAUGGCCUCAGAUUCGUUAACGGAACGAACGGGAUCACAUACAUUCGAGUCACGACAUUUGCUCGUCGGUCCGCCACGUACAUCCACGCCCCUCCGCGGCGUGAAUGGUGACUCGUGUGUAAGCUUCUUUAGAGGAUUGCCGUCCGCCCCCCGCUGCGGACGACCGGAGAAGUCACACAUAGCGCGCAUUCCACACAUUCCUAGUAAUUUACCUUUUAUAUAUACGUAGUGCUUUUAUAGAUCGUAUUGCGAAACUUAAGCCUUGAGUUUCGCAAUCGAGGAUUGACUUAAAGAAGUUCCCUUAGAUGUUGUUCAGUUGGACGGAAUUAACCUUUCUUGACUUUUUACCUAAAUAAUUUAUUUAAAUUAAUUUGGUACAUUAUAAAUUAAUUUAGAAAUGAAAUCACAGUAUCCGUUUGCAUCAGCAUGGCCGGAGAGAAGCACGUAUUUUGAAUGGUUUAACUUGCUGUGAUCUAAUAAAAUUCAGGUAUGUAGGUAUCCUAUUUAUUUAUUCCUCUUCGAAGUAGGCUAGAAACUGCUGGAAAAUAUUUUCCUUAUAAACCUUAAAAAAAAAACAAUGAUCGUGCACAUUGAACACCUACCUAGUUCAAAUAUUUGAGCGCUGUUAUCACCCAAUCUGUGUCAAUAGAACCAUAUUCGUAUGCUGAUGCGGAUUCUCGGAGAUUCCGGCUCACUACCGAGUAUUAUGACGUUUCGACACGAUCUAUGCAUGUUUUUGCUUACGUGUUUUUAUAAUAAUUUCCCACGGGUACAACGGCAGAAUAGCAAUUCAUGCGUUCAUUAUAUAAAUGGAAGACACGACUGAAGGCCUUGUGAACACAACAUUGGAGGAGGUCAAGUAGCAAAAGCAGUCGGAUGUCGUUCGAGUCGAAUUGAUUUAUGAGCAGGAUCUUAUCGAACAACAUUUAAAAAUAAACGAAGCGAAUACAAAUAAUCUUGCUAAAUUCUUAAAAACACCUUUUGAAGGCGUCAUAAGUGAUGCAAGAUAUUCAAUUGUAGGUACGUCUUUUGCGGUUUUUGGUUCAUUCAUCGAAUAUUUUUCACUGUCGUUACAUAAGAAGACAAAGUUCACGGCCAACGAGCUUAAUCGGCGGGUCAUUUUCACUCGAAGAUCAGGCGGUCGACAAACGAGGCGUGUCUAGAUUAUUCACUCGGAGGCUGCAUCCGGGCCACCGCAGGGAUCAAGUUACGACAGGGGCGUGCGAAUGUCAAGGAACCCUAGAGCCGCGCUCUCCGCGAGGGCCGCGCUCGCUGUCCGCAGCCGCCGCGCGACCACCGUCAGUCGCAGCCGACAUGUCUGCGCGCGCGCCCGCCUGCCCACACGCGCUCCUCGCGAUUUUCGCGGUUCUCGUCCUUACGCAAAUCUGCAUUACGAAUGGCGUGGAGUGCCACCGGGACGGACUUUACACAGAUUAUGAUCAAGAUUGUCAAGAAUAUGUGCGGUGUAACAGUGGUUCGGUAACUGGGAGAUAUUCAUGCCCCGAAGGGCGAGUGUUUAGCGAAGCUGAGGCCGCAUGCGUGCCCCGAGCGCGUCGCCCUUGCAUCCGCCGGGAGUGUGCCCCUAGUGACACGCUCGCAUACGCGACCCCGGGCACCGCCUGUCGCCACUACUAUCGUUGUGAAAAUGGGACAGCAGUAGAGCGAGCGUGUCCGUCCGGCGCGUGGUUCGACCUGGAGCGGCAGGCGUGCACCCGCGGCGCGGGCACCUGCUUCGAGCCGGUGUGCGCGGGGCUGCCGGACGGGCGCUACCCGGACGCGUCGCAGUCGUGCGCGCGCGCGCUGCGCUGCGGCGGCGGCGAGCUGCGCGGCGUGGCCCCGUGCGGCGCGGAGUGCGCGGCCCGCUGCCCGCCGCCGCGCGCCGCCGCCGCGCCGCUGCCGGCCGGGGACGCCGACUUCUGCUCGGACGAGGCGUGCACCUCGCUGUGCCGGGACGUGCCCGACGGCGCCUACGCCGACCGCACCACCGGCUGCCGGGAGUACUUCGUGUGCGAGUCGCAUCGGGUGAUAAGACGCGGAGUGUGCGAGCCCGGUCUUCUGUUCUCGAACGGUGCCUGCGAAACGGCAGAGCGCUCCUCCUGCCCCGCGCCGGCACUCAGCCCUUGCUUUAACAGGCACGACGGAUUACACCGCGAUUGGAAGGACUGUGCCUCUUGGUUUGAGUGUCGACGUGAACGCGUAACUAAACGCGGAUCAUGUGCUCCAGGAUUCGUAUUCGACGGUAGCGGAUGCACACCUUCCGAUAACUUUUUAUGUGACGGGCCGGCGCUAUCCGUCGAUUGUGAAGGUCUCCCGAGCGGCACGUACCAGGACCUCGAUUCCAACUGCACUCGUUACUUCCACUGUGAAGGGCCCUUACGGACCACCCUGGCGUGUCCGGCGGGUCUCGUGUUCGACGGCGUGCGGUGUUCGCCGGCGGCGCACUACCUGUGCCCGAGCCUGGAGCGCGAGUCCUGCUACGGGCGCGCGGACGGCCGCUACCGCGCCGCCGACACCGGCUGCCGCGGGUACUACGAGUGCGUGCGCGGCGAGAAAGCUAUAUACGCAUGUCCAGUAGGACGAGUUUUCGAUGGCGAGUCAUGUGUACCGGCUAAACCUGGAUUAUGCAUAAAAGAUGACUAUUCCUGUGAAGGCCUCACUAACGGUUAUCAUGCUGAGAUCGAGUCUGGAUGCCGCAGGUACUUCUAUUGCGAGCGCGGCGACCGGCUGGCGACGCUGUCGUGCCUGGGCGGGAAGGUGUUCGACGGGCGCGCGUGCGUGCGCGGGGGCGCGGCGCAGUGCGGCGGGGGCGCGGCGGGGGGCGCGGGGGGCGCGGGGGGCGCGGGCGGGGGCGCGCGGCGCUGCUGGCGGGACGGGUUCUUCCCGCUGCGCGGCUCGCAGUGCUCGCGCUACUACUUCUGCGUGGGCGGCGCGCUCACGGCGCUGGCGUGUCCGCCGCUGCAGGUCUUCAACGGCCAGCUGUGCGUGCCGCAGGAACAGUACUCCUGCCCGGGCUGAGCCCGCCUCGCCGCGAGGGGACUCACUAAUCAUGUACCUGACUAUUUAUUUCGAGGCUGUGACUUGUAUAUUAUAUUUUACGUACAUCAAGACCGCUGUCCGACGGCACGUGUGCAGAGACUCAACAUGCAAUAUCUUGCUCCAUCGUAUCUACCUCCUAUGUCGUAAUAAUACACGAUUACUUCUUACUUUUUAUUGGCAUAGAAACUUUCAAGCGACCUAAAUACUUCUAAUAGUUACACAUUGACUAUAUCUUACAGUAUUACUUUACAAAUGAAUAAUAAGCUCAAUGAAUAGAAAAAUAAAAUCUCUUUUAACGACAUAAAAGAAUAGUUAAUUUAUUUAUUUAUAUUAAUAUAGAUAAUAUUAUCUCGACCUUUUAACAGAAAUUAAAGCAAAUCUUCACAAGACAGUAUAAUAAUACUUGUCAC